Messenger RNA from Pocillopora meandrina, 7894 nucleotides. The record is from the annotation of a GenBank genome assembly. Lineage: Eukaryota; Metazoa; Cnidaria; Anthozoa; Scleractinia; Pocilloporidae.
AUGGCAGUCAAAUGUUUCCUGAUGUUCUUUCUGUUUUGGUUUCAUCCGUCUUUUACUUGUCUUGACACCUUGUUUAAUAUAUAUAUAUAUAUAUAUAUAUUUUUUUUUUUACCAGCAUGCUGGGUUGUGGGUGGCAUACUUAUAAGAAAAAGAGGCGCUUUGACCCCUCGUCACUCUCUGUUCCAGAAACUGCACUUGAAAUACACUCGGAGUCUUGUAGGCCGAUUUAAAAUGCCAGUCGAUAUAUCGACUGUAGACAAUACUUCGGAUGGUUUCUGUUAGUAUUUCAUUUCUCGCGUGGGAGAAACGAUAUUUGUAUGAGGUAAAAUGCCGAAAAACGCAGUCGGCGCAAGGUUAUCUUCAUGCGAGGUUAAAUCAAUCCUCUUUUUUUUUUUCAAUAAAAUCUCCUCUUCUGGGGCGAUGCGUCAACAAACGGGUUCAGCAGAUUAGUAUCCAAAUUUCACCUAUCUCAGUAAUUUUUUCAUUGGCAAGUAAUAAUUUUCUGACGUACUCUGAAAAAAAAUUAUCUUUAAAUGAAAAAAAAGAGAAAAAACUCUUAAAGUGAAGAUAUAGAGAAUAUAUUUACCACGUUACGUUUAAACAGAUUCACAGAAGGAAAAGAUAGAUAGGUAACACGGAUAGUUAAAGUCUUGUUUUCAUCUGCAAUUAUUCAGUGAAGGGGAAGAUGAAGUUGAGAUGGAUCAGCUGAACGUAAACACAGAUGGAUGGGAGAUUGCAGCUGACCGCCUGAACCUUCGUGAGCAUAUUGGCAAAGGGGCAUUUGGUUCAGUGUGGCGAGCGCUACUGGGUCGUUCCCGUGGCAGACCUGGAAAUCGCACAGUUGCUGUCAAGUGCUACCUACGUAAGUAAUUUGUUAGAUCUUUUUUUAACUCAAAGCUUAAUUCAACUAUCCUUAAUCAAUUUUCAGUGUUUUUCAUCUUCAUAGAGAGCAUUUCUCUUAGAACUCGCUUAAUUAACCUAUCUAAUAUAUAAAAUUGAUAGUUUAAAAGCUAUGAACUGUUAAAAUGAUUUACCAGCUGGCAUGUCAAAUAAGUUGCGAAUGGUUCCCCGAGGGACUAGUCGUCAGGUAAUUUGCCACAUAACGCAACGAACAUUUGACAGAACACGAUUAUCAUUUGGAGUAUAAGCAGCUGUGGAGACAAACGGAAAUUUAUUGAUUAAAUUGCAUCAAAGCGCAUAAAAGGGGAAAAUACUGCAAUACUAAAAAUGUCAGUACUUUCGCGCCACCACAAGUCACCCGCUGUUCACCUAUAACCUUCUGACGUCGUAUAUUUUGCAAAGUUGCCCGCUUAGAAACUUUUAAAGGGAAAUCAUGUCAUAUGAUCUCAAAGAAACUUAGAGAAGGUGAGCCUUUGGCGCAAAAACUCGUGCCAUAUGCCCGUCUAGUGGUGGUAGUAUGAUCUUCUUUCGUUGGAAAAAGCUGAAAAUCAUAAUGUAGUCGAACCUGCAUCAAGCGGCAUCGUAUUAAGCGGUUACCCUGUGAUAAGGGGUGGGUUUUCAAUGCCCCAAAAUUUUCUUCACUACUCGUAGUACUUUUUAUACCAAGCGAUUUUGGUCACCCAUUACUAUGUCCCAACAGCCUAUUUGUAAUGUUCCCUACCUGCACUGAACGGUCAAUAAAGCGGAAGUACUCAAAUAAAAUUAAGAAUAAUUUUUCAAGUAAAAUUUAAUCCAAGCUAAUCUCCCGAAAUCAAUGUUAGAAGUAUUUUGGAGCGAGGUCAUGUAUGUUAAGUGGUCCGUGAUGGCAUAGAAUGGCGAUUUUUAAUUUUUAUCAAUAAUACUCCUAUUCCGUGGAACCUUUAUUAAACGGUCGACCCGUGCAUGACCGCUAAAUACAGGUUGGACUGUCUCAAGCUUACAGAGUCAAAUGAAUUUACAAUAACUCUGGAAAUGGUUAUGAGUCUAUGUAACAUUUAAUAUGAUAAAAGCAAGGAUUAUGUACCAUAUGAACAGUAGGGAACAAGAAGGCGCAAAUAGAGGAUAUUCUAAAAAAACCAAUGGUCUCAAAUGUCUAUUCGACCGAUUAGGUAUUAUAACAGGUGCGAUUUCUAGGCUUAAUUGCGUCUCUACUUUUGUGAGUUGUCUGUAAAAUAAUUGCGCAGUUCUAUGAGCUUGCCAGAUGAUAACAAUUGCUCGGGAUUUUCGGUAAGUAUGGAUUUUAUGGGGUUUAGAAAACGAAAUUUAAUUUGUCUUAUGCAGACCAAAUGCAUUGUAAUUUCCGCCGAUAGUUUAACACCAAGUAUACAAUACUUGCAAAAGUGGAUGUUCACCACAUAAGCAAUUGUGUCUCUCAUGACAUGCAAAUUUUUUUUGUAUAUUUUAUUUUUCGUGGUUUCCUAGCAAUCUCCGGAGAGAAAGGAAGGAAGGCCCUGCUGAGAGAGAUCGAGUUAUUAAAACUCUUUGGAAGGGAGGGCCAUGAAAAUGUUGUUAAGUUCAUCGGUUGUGUUACAGUUGGAGGUAAUCAGCUAUUGUUAUGAUUAUAAUCAGCUAAUUCACAGUAACGAUAAAAACAUAUCUGACGUCAACCAGUAUUGCUUAAAUGGUGCACUAAUUCAAGGGUUAUUUCCAUUUUUUAGUCUAAUCUAAAGAAAUUUACUUCGCACUGUAUGUAGGCCAUUUUACUUGGAAGAUUUAAGCUCUAAAAUGUACAUGCUAAUUGUGAUAAUAGCUUUAACUUACGAUGGCAAGUCUCUGUCUUUUCAUCUGCCAUCCCUAUUUUUCUGUCUUUCUGUUUAUCUGUCUGUCUGUCCAUCUGUCUAUGCGUUUGUCUCUAUUUCUCUAUCUGCUGUGUGUCCAUCCGUUUUCUAUCUGCGUUUUUUCUUCUUUGAAUUUCCCUCUCUAUCUCAGAUAUAACCAAAUGUAAAUGUAAAAUGUAAAAUGUACAACUAGAUAAACCAUGUACAUUUCAAACACAUUUUGGAACUUCUGCACUGCUUGCCAUAUAAUAAUUUUCUUGUUUUUCCCUCUUAGCUCAGCCAAUACUUAUCAUGGAGUACCUGUGGCGAGGUGACUUGCUGGGCUAUCUCAGAAAAUCCAGGGGUGUUUUCGACCAAUAUCAUCAUGGAGUCGGAAGGGUCGACCACUUGACAACGUAUGACAUGGUGCUGUUUGCUAAACAGAUCGCACAUGGUAUGACUUUCCUCGCGUCCAGAGGGUAAGUGCUCGAACUCUUCCGGGUUGUGGUCCUGCAUGUGUUAAAAUGGCAUGACUUGCAAUUCAUGAGUAGAAUACGCUGUACGGCUAAAAAGAUCCAGCACAUUAGAAUCACUAUUCCACCGAGAAAUGGUCUUACAUGACCAUGACGUUAAACUUUCUACCUAUAUUUUAUUUUUUUUUAUUCUAUGUAGUUUAUCAAAGUCCCUUUUACCAGAUCAUGUCAUUUUUUUUUUCGAUUUCAGAUAAUUCAUCGCGAUCUUGCAGCUCGUAACAUCCUCCUUCUUGACGAGCAUCGUGUCUGCAAGUUGACUGACUUUGGGCUCUCUUAUCAGGAUUUCAAAUACGGCCCAGGAAAUGCCAAGAGGGUAAUUUUCAAAAUUUUUAAUCAUUAAGUCAAUUGGUUUUGGGGCAGCUAGUAUGGAAGAUAAAAAUGUGAAGAAUUAAAAUAUUACUGUCCUCACAAACCUUUCUUUUCAGUUAUACAGUUUUACUGCAAACAUAUUUCCUUCAAUGGGAAGCCGUUCUAAGCGUAUCGAAACUUUCACAGAAGAAAAUUGUACCUAGGGAGGAACACAGGAAAUAAGAAAGCUGGAAGAGAUAUCGUUCUCUGAAUAGCAAAGAUACAAAAUCGAAAGGCAAAAGAAACAGGAGAUUUAAAGGAAAAGGAGUGUGUGAAUUAUUUAUACAGAAUUUGUACAGAGGUGUCUACUGCUCUUGACUUUCUCAUGAAUCCGUACAUCACAGUUUUAAUCUUAUAUGCAAAAUAUUUUAGAAGUUGUAUACAAGCCUCUUUAGAUUUCAGACGUUUAUAGUAUUUUGGUUACUCAUCCAGGGCUGUAUCCCAAUCAAAUGGACUGCACCCGAGAUUCUCUUUGGACAUGUGGAACAGCUGUCAACCAAAAGCGAUGUGUACGUACUAUAUUGGUUAAUAUCCACAUAUAUUCCAAGAGAGAACAUUUUUUACGAUUCUACCUUAACUUAGCGAGGAAAACUAGAAUAUUCAGUGCUCUAUUGAUUAGAGGGUCAUUAGGAAACGUCAAGCUGGGGAACAGCUGAGGUUACAGCUGUAGUAGGAGACUUAACAUGAAUAUUAAGUUUAACGAGCAAUAUCCAAAAUCUGAUUAGGAUAAGAACAGACGGAUGAAAGGAUGAGUGGAUAAUCAAACAAAUAAAUAUGGCGUUUUCUGUUAAGGAGGUUGCCUACGUCUUGAUGGCAUGUUUUUAAACAUCCCAAGUAUCUGAGUGAUUGUUAUCUUUCUACCCUUGUUGAGAUAUAUCAUCAUCCUUUUAUUUCUUUGACAGGUGGUCCUACGGCAUCGUCCUGUAUGAAAUCUUCACUGUCGGUACUUAACUUAUUUGUUACUUUACAUUCAGGAAAUAUACCUGCCGAGAUUUCACGCACAAUUACUAAUUGAUGGGUGAUACCGAGCGGACGAAAGAGCAUUGUGCGAUAGAGAAGUUGAAGCAAUACUCAAUGUCGCUGAUAAAUAAGAUUAUGACGAUGCAUAACAACUUGACAUAAAACUUAAGUUUAAGUAGAACCGAUAGUAUUUAGUACAUUAUUGAAAAAGCUUAAACCAUCGCUACACUUAAAUUUAUUUUUUUUACAGUACUCUUUCAUCUGAUGUAAAACCGAAAUGAAUUUCAGUAAUUAAUUGUCAUUUUCACAGAAGAAUCAUUUCGAUCGCGCCGAGAGGAAUGAAAGUGAUAACAACAAAAAAGUGUGCUUUUUUGGGGAAGAGAAAAAAAACAUUAUUUUUCCACAGGAGGCAUUCCUUACGAAGGAUGGUCUCAGUCCACGACAAUGAAAAAAAUCGAAGAAGGUUAUCGUCUGCCAAAGCCUGAACAUAUCGACGACAGUUUGUAAGUGUUGCUUCCUCUGUGUGGAAUGUUAUAUAAGUCAAGAGCAAUAUCGAUUGCUGCUGUGGUCAGGUGUUUUUGAUGCACUCGGCCUGAAUAAGAAGCCUUCCUAAAAAAUUAAUUUUAUCUUGUCAAUACACAAAUUAAAAUGAAAAGUUGUUGAGUCAAGUAAAGAAUACGGUGGGUUUUUCGUCCCAGAAUUCGUUUGAGCUGCGAUGUAGUGAGAUAAAAUUAGCAUUUCAGGUAUUUUUGUAACUAGUUGUAUCCUAUCGCGGAAUUACUGUGAUCAUAUGUCCCUCUGUUUUUCUGUAGAUACGCGGUGAUGUUAAACUGCUGGAAAUACGAAAGCGCCAGCCGGCCACACUUUGUGAAGCUCUACCAAACAAUGGAUACGUAUAUUAAAACAAAGGUAUGCCAUACAGCGUCUGAUUCAGGAUAUACUUCAGCAAUUGAAAUUGGUAUCCUAACAAGUCAAUUGCGAAUUUCUUUUCACGUCAAUGUGGUAUCAAAACGCAUUUACUACCCAGCCGCUAACAAUUUGUGAAUUCAGUUUCAUCAUGAACCAAUGUUACUUUUAAACAUAUGUGAGUGUGGUUACGUUAUGUCAGUCUGGAUCAUCCUUAUUUUCCCAUUGUUGUCUACACACAAGAAAGAACGGAACAGAUCUUAAAAUAACACUUUUGGAAAACUUUGACAGAAUGGAAGACCUUACCUGACUUUUAUUCUUAUCAAUUCAUGCAAGUACUCAUGGUUCUUGUCUUUGUGAUCGAUAUCUGAUCUGCUCUUUUUUUGUCUUUUUAGUGACUUGUUUUUGGAAUUUCUUUGUUGAAUUUUUGAAAUUCAUUCGUUCAAGAUUUUUUAACUCAUGCAGUUCCUGAUUACCUUCUAAUCUUUUUCAUAGACAUAUGUAGAUAUCUUUGACGAUGACAAGUAUGAUCAGGAUAAGUACAACUUUGUCGAUGACCGUGGAGCUGUUGCAAACCCAGAAGAUGCAGGAGCGGACGAGCUAGGAGCAGCUGCAGCAAAUCCCAUUGGUGAAGUGGGUGAACACGGUGCUACGGCACAUUCCUUUGUGGUUGCAAUAGACGAUGGUGCCCAAGCUUUCCCUUUCGCUAUUAACGUACCAGAGAGAGGGGCAGCUGCAGCAAAUCUCGCCCAUGAAGUGGGUAAGCACGGUGCUGCUGCACAUCCCUUUGUGGUUGCAAUUGACGAUGGUGCUACAGCUUUCCCCUUCGCUAUUAACUUACAAAACAAAGGGGCAGCUGCAGCAAAUCUCGCCCAUGAAGUGGGUAAGCACGGUGCUGCUGCACAUUCCUUUGUGGUUGCAAUUGACGAUGGUGCUACAGCUUUCCCCUUCGCUAUUAACUUACAAAACAAAGGGGCAGCUGCAGGAAAUCUCGCCCAUGAAGUGGGUAAGCACGGUGCUGCUGCACAUCCCUUUGUGGUUGCAAUUGACGAUGGUGCUACAGCUUUCCCCUUCGCUAUUAACUUACAAAACAAAGGGGCAGCUGCAGGAAAUCUCGCCCGUGAAGUGGGUAAGCACGGUGCUGCUGCACAUCCCUUUGUGGUUGCAAUUGACGAUGGUGCUACAGCUUUCCCCUUCGCUAUUAACUUACAAAACAAAGGGGCAGCUGCAGGAAAUCUCGCCCGUGAAGUGGGUAAGCACGGUGCUGCUGCACAUCCCUUUGUGGUUGCAAUUGACGAUGGUGCUACAGCUUUCCCCUUCGCUAUUAACUUACAAGACAAAGGGGCAGCUGCAGGAAAUCUCGCCCAUGAAGUGGGUAAGCACGGUGCUGCUGCACAUCCCUUUGUGGUUGCAAUUGACGAUGGUGCUACAGCUUUCCCCUUCGCUAUUAACUUACAAGACAAAGGGGCAGCUGCAGGAAAUCUCGCUUGUGAAGUGGGUAAGUACAGUGCUACGGCACAUCCCUCUAUGGCUGGAAUUGACGAUGGUGCUACAGCUUUCCCUCUCGGAAUCAAAGUAGAAGAAGGAGGUUGCGCAGCAUACCCUUUUGAGAGUGAUAAGAAAGAUAUGGAUGCCCAAGCGUACCUUUUGGAGAGUGAUACUUUACCAUACCUUAGCGAGAGCGAGGAAGAAGAUGUUGAUGACUCCGAGUGCCCUCUUGCGAUUGACGAAGAAGAAAUUGACGACUCCAAGUGCCCUUUUGCGAUUGAGGAAGAAGAAAUUGACCCUUUACCAUCCUCCCUGGUGAUGGACGAAAACGGUCUAGCUGCUUCAGCAUGUCCCCUUGUGACUGACGAAGAAAAUUCUGAUUCUUUAGCAUGCCCCCUUGUGGUUGAGGAAGAAGAUUCCAAUAACUCAGCAUGCUCCCCUGUACCUGGGGAAGAAGAUUUGGAAGCCUCAGGAUGCCUUUCUGUUACUGAAAAAGAAGAUCCUACCUCUUUCGCACGCUCCGCAAAUGAGGUGAACAAACCCGAUGCCUCACCAUUCCCUUGUGUGAUCGAAGAAGAUCUUGAUUCUUUGGAAUACAAUCCUCUGAUCGAAAAAGAAGGCCUCAGUGAUUCCGUCUUCCCUCCAGAAAUUCAAACUGAUGACGAAGAAGGUGUAACAAGUGAACCUGAAAAUACCGUUGGUUAUGAAGGUGCUGUAGCAGUUCAAUCUGAAAAGGAGGCAGUAGAAGAAGAACCUAAGACCUGCCAACUAGAGUACACGAAGGAUAAACAAGACGAUCUUGGAAACUAUAUGGACGACCAAAGUGAUGCUGUAGACUUUCUUGACGGUAAGGCUAGCGUACAAGAGUAUGAUGGUAAUCAACUUACUGCUGCGGAUACAGACGAAACCGGAAGUGACGAAGACGAGGAGUCAUCUGAAGCAACUCCUCUUGUGCAGGACUGA